AUGGCUGUUGCUUAUAUCAUUGAGGUAAAUAUCCGUGAGAGGGAAGAGCUAUUCCAUCUAAAGAAGAACAUCACCAGAAGAACAGAUGGAUGCACUCUAGCCAUGUUUGGACUAAGCAACAAAUUUGAAGCAGAAUUUCCUUCCUCUUUAACUGGAAAGGUUGCACCCGAAGAAUUUAAAGCCAGCAUCAGUAGAGUGAACAGUUGUCUUAAGAAGAACCUUCCAGUUAAUGUACGAUGGCUACUAUGCGGAUGCCUUUGCUGCUGCUGCACUUUAGGUUGUAGUAUGUGGCCAGUUAUCUGCCUCAGUAAAAGAACACGAAGAUCGAUUGAGAAGUUAUUAGAAUGGGAAAACAAUAGGUUAUACCACAAGCUGUGCUUGCAUUGGAGACUAAGCAAAAGGAAAUGUGAAACGAAUAACAUGAUGGAAUAUGUCAUCCUUAUAGAAUUUUUACCAAAGACACCGAUUUUUCGACCAGAUUAG
Messenger RNA from Charadrius vociferus (killdeer), 483 nucleotides. It is a transcript of the gene CHIC2, whose product is annotated as cysteine-rich hydrophobic domain 2. Bases 1 to 483 code for a protein of 160 amino acids. The transcript is spliced from 6 exons. The record is from RefSeq and is a predicted model, not a curated record. Lineage: Eukaryota; Metazoa; Chordata; Aves; Charadriiformes; Charadriidae.